Botrytis sinoallii is the source of this 2328-nucleotide messenger RNA. RefSeq lists its product as uncharacterized. Gene Ontology annotation, molecular function: RNA polymerase II cis-regulatory region sequence-specific DNA binding; zinc ion binding; DNA-binding transcription factor activity, RNA polymerase II-specific. Gene Ontology annotation, cellular component: nucleus. Bases 1 to 2328 code for a protein of 775 amino acids. Gene Ontology annotation, biological process: positive regulation of transcription from RNA polymerase II promoter by galactose. The record is from RefSeq and is a predicted model, not a curated record. The transcript is spliced from 4 exons. Lineage: Eukaryota; Fungi; Ascomycota; Leotiomycetes; Helotiales; Sclerotiniaceae.
AUGAACCAUAACGACGCGCCAACAAUGCAAUCCUAUCCAUCUCCUAACGCGACUGCUGCUGAUAGUAGUGGUGGACCUUUCUAUGGACCAAAUUCCUCGAAUCCACAUCCCAAUCAACAUCAGCAACAUCUACCCACUCCCGAUGAGCUGCAACUUGCAGAACAAUUAUCUGCCGAUGCUCAAUUAUCACGUAGUAUACAGCCAAACAUGGGAACCAAUCGUGGAAUGAGCGAAAAUCCAGAUUCUCGAGGUCAAGGAAAUGUCAACAUGAACCAUCAAUACCAACCAGAUCAUCAAAUGCAUGGAGGUCAUACACCUAUGAAUCAUGGACUUAUGGAAGUGGGUCCUCAAUAUGAGGAUGAUUCAAUAUCUCCAGCUGGAAGAAAGAGAUCAAAGGUAUCAAGAGCUUGUGAUGAAUGUCGGAGAAAGAAAAUCAGAUGCAAUGCCAAUGAGCCAGGAAAUGAAGAUAUAUGCUCAAACUGUAAGAGAGUUGGUGUUCAUUGUCAAUUUAGCAGGCAACCUAUGAAACGUGGACCAAGUAAAGGCUACAUUAAAGAGCUUGCUGAUCGGAUCAAUACAUUGGAAGGUCAAGUGCAAGGAAGUGAGAUGCCUCAAUAUCAACAGUCACAAGAUAUUUUACAAAGAAGACCUUCCGAAGAGUUUUCUCCGACUCCGAACCCUGAGCAACUUCCCCGCAAGCGCGGUUAUUCUUCAAUUUCCGGGGUCGGCGAAUUUAAUUCUCCGUAUCAGAAUCAACCACAGAGGUCAGCUUCCAAUUGGAUCCCUCAAGAACAGCCGCGUUCUUCAAUUCCAAAUUCAUCAUAUCCUACCAGUGCAUCACUACCUGGUACCACUCAACUACCUACCAGAGAGCAGAACUACUCGCCAAACAUGACAGUACCUCAGCAGAAGUGGGUGAACGCGCCUGAUGUUAGUGGUUCUGUUGAAGCAGUAAAUCAUACCUCCCAACCUCAUACUGAAGAUCCUGUGGACUAUAUUGACGAUUCUCUUCUUGAAAAUUAUUACAAAUUCAUACACCCAACUUAUCCUAUACUAUCCCUCACUAAAGCCAGGUUAAUUUCUCGGCUUUCUGCUUGUCCUACUCCUGUCAGGCAUGCUUUUUGGGAGGCGCUAUAUGCUGCAAUCAGAUUAUUUCCAACCGCAGUUUCCCUCAAGCCACGAGGUAUCACAAACGCUGUCAGACUCAUUCACACAGUUCAAUAUGAUUCGCAAACCAUCCAUUCCCCUACUACUAUGAUCGCAUACCUUCAAAUAAUGAUGCUGCUUUCAAUUGAAGCCAACAAUCUCCCUUGUGAUAUUCAGGACGGUCAAAUUAUUCAGUUACCAUCUGUUUGGUUGAGUACUGCUGUUGGCUUCGCAUAUUCUACGAAAUUGCACGCACACAAACCAAUUGACAAAUCGAACAAUGAUCCGGAUUCUGAUGACAAGCAUGCGAGGCGAGUUUGGUUCAGUUUGGUCAUUAUGGAGAGAUGGAAUGCUGCAGUGAGAGCUUGUCCAAUACAAAUUCCAGAUUCGGUUGCACAAAUUUAUCCUGAUGAUCGAGCUAUAUUGGGUGAAGUUACAUACCAUUUAGUUCGUAUCGCCGUCGUUAUUGGAAACUACACAGAGGUUAAUCUUGCUACAAAUGACCUGCCGCCGCUCGCAGUUCAUCGUGGACUUCACUCUCGACUCCUCAAAACCCAACUCGAACUCGUACGUCAUGAGUUGAGUAAUUCUGGUAUCACACCGAUCGAAUCUCCCGUUCUUCAUAUCAAUUAUUGGUGUGCUUAUCUCCUUAUACUACUUCUUCAAGGACCACAAGAAGACGCCGAUGAACAAAUGAGAGCUACUCAUUAUAUUAUCAGCCAACUUUCUUUCAAUCCAGACCUUAAAUCUCCUCUAGUAAAUUACUACAAAUGUUUCGCAGCUCUCGCACUUCCAAAUCUUCUUCAAAUUGAGAAUACAAAGAAAGAGGCAGAAACUACAUUGAAAACUAUGUUAGAUGGUCGGCUUGCAUCUUCGUCUUGGGAUAAAGUGACAAUGGAAUUCUUGAUCGAUCAUUUGGGAGCGCAAAGAAGAGGAUCGAUUGGUUUGUCUCAAGGUCAAAGUCAAGGAGCGCAACAAGUUCCAAGUGCAGUGGUGAAUGCAAAAGUAGAUGACAAUCAACAUAUGAUUACGGCUGCAAAUCAAGGUCUUCAACGUUUGGCUGAUUUGGCAACAGCAGAGACGGAAGAUAGAGUAGAAGCUAGCAGUGGAGUUUCGACUGCGGAAACGGUGAGGAACGAUAAAGACGGAAGUUUCUCGAGUGGGGGGUUGAAUAAGGUAUAG